AACUGAAUCAACUACUCCUCUCUCACUCAGUCAGUCUACCAUCUUCCAUUUUCAAAGAGGAGAGAGAAAAUAUGGCGGGAGGUUGUGUGCUCCUUCACUUCAAAACCUCAGCGUCGCCAUUAAUGGCGGUUGCGAGCUCAAUUAAAGAAAAAGAAACUAACAAACCGAAGAAGAUUGAUAUCGCAGAUAAAAUUCGGAAUUCUAGGGUUUUGGUUUUGGGUGGUACCGGAAGAGUUGGUGGUUCUACUGCCGUCGCUCUAUCGAAGCUUUCUCCUGAACUUCGCAUCGUCGUCGGCGGUCGAAAUCGGGAGAAAGGAGCAGCGAUGGUGAAGAAUCUUGGGGAGAAAUCGGAGUUUGCGGAAUUCGAUAUUGAUAAUGUUGAUGCAUUAGAGGCUGCUCUACAAGAUGUCGAUCUUGUAGUUCAUACCGCAGGGCCUUUCCAGCAAACAGAUAAAUGCCCUGUACUUGAAGCUGCUAUUCGUACCAAGACGGCAUAUGUUGAUGUUUGUGAUGAUACAAGUUAUGCAUUUCGUGCCAAAUCGUUUUGCAAAGAUGCAAUUGCUGCUAAUAUUCCAGCUAUCACAACUGCCGGGAUUUACCCUGGAGUGAGCAAUGUGAUGGCCGCAGAGCUUGUUCGUGUGGCAAGAGAUGAAGGCAAGGGUGACCCUGAAAGGCUUAGAUUCUCGUACUUUACAGCGGGUACUGGAGGUGCUGGCCCAACAAUAUUGUCUACUAGCUUUUUACUUUUAGGAGAAGAGGUUGUUGCCUACAACAAAGGAGAAAAGGUCAAACUAAAGCCUUACAGUGGGAUGCUAAGUGUUGAUUUUGGAAGAGGGAUCAAUAAGAAGGAUGUAUUUUUGCUGAAUUUGCCAGAAGUAAGAAGUACACAUGAAGUUCUGGGGGUUCCAACUGUCAGUGCUAGAUUCGGGACUGCGCCCUUCUUUUGGAACUGGGGAAUGGCCAUAAUGACAAACCUUCUACCACGGGAAUAUUUAACGGACAGAAAAAAGGUACAACAGCUGGUUGACUUGUUUGACCCUGUGGUUCGGGCAGUUGAUGGUAUCGCUGGGGAGCGUGUCUCAAUGAGGGUUGAUCUGGAUUGUUCAAACGGGCGCACUACAGUUGGUGUUUUUACUCAUAAGAGCUUGUCUGUAUCCGUUGGAGUAUCUACUGCUGCGUUUGUCCUUGCAGUCCUAGAGGGUAGUACACAGCCCGGCGUGUGGUUUCCAGAAGAGCCUGAAGGAAUUGCAGUGGAGGCAAGGAAUGUUUUAUUGGAGCGUGCUUCCCAAGGAACGAUCAACUUUGCAAUGAACAAGGCUCCUUGGAUGAUAGAGACCAACCCGAAAGAGGUUGGUUUAGGCAUAUAUGUCUGAGGAAUACUCAACCGGAUUUCAAUAACUGGUUCAGCUGAUAGCUUUCAGACCGCCACAGUUCUAACUUUGCUGUUUCUGUGUGCACGAGAUUGACGAAAAACCGUAGGAAACAGCAGGUUGGAAUUGGAUCAUAAGUUACUGUUAAAUGAAAUGCCCUGCAACAUAGACAGAUGAAUGGUAACAAAAGAGUGAAGGAAGUAAAGUGUCUCUUAUCAUCUGACAAAAUCCCUUUGAUUUGUUUUGGGGAAAGUCUGGUGAAUUUGUAAAUGAUCAAGGCUGAUAAAUAUAAUGGUAGAAAUAAAUUUGUAAAUGAUUUGAGAUAACACAUAGUUUAUCUUUGGUGUCGUAUUCAA
Spinacia oleracea (spinach) is the source of this 1726-nucleotide messenger RNA. RefSeq lists its product as uncharacterized. NCBI's taxonomy places the organism in Eukaryota, Viridiplantae, Streptophyta, Magnoliopsida, Caryophyllales, Amaranthaceae. The record is from RefSeq and is a predicted model, not a curated record. The coding region runs from base 72 to 1373 and encodes 433 amino acids. The transcript has 13 exons.